CUUCCGGUGGGGGCAGUGCCAGCCGCAUUAUUUUCUAGUCUCUCUGGUCAUUGUCGGCUCUCUCUGGCACUCGUGUCGGCCUGGAGGACCCGGAAGUCGCUUCUCUUUCUCCUUCCCCCUUCCAAGCCGGCGGUAAGAUGGCGGCAACCGCUGACUGCGAUGUGAUGAUGGCGCCUGCGGAGCCGGAGAGGAGUACGGAGGAGCGGGAUCGGGAGGCGGAGGCGUAUAAAGAGAAGGGGAAUUCAUUCUACGCACAGAAGGACUACAACGAAGCGUACAACUACUAUACAAAGGCCAUCGACUCUUCAAGCAGAAAUGCCAGUUACUAUGGCAACCGGGCAGCUACGUUGAUGAUGCUUGGGAAGUUUCGGGAGGCUCUGGAAGAUGCCCAACAAGCCGUGCGAUUCGAUGACUCCUUUGUGAAGGGUCAUCAGCGAGAGGGAAAGUGUCACCUGACUCUGGGAAACGCCAUGGCUGCUACCCGCUGCUUUCAGAAGGUAUUGGAACUGGAGCCGAAUAAUGAACAGACACGGCAGGAGUUGAAGAACGCCGCGGCCGUCUUAGAGUACGAGAGGAUUGGAGAAGCUGACUUUGAAAAACGGGAUUUCAGGAAGGUUGUGUUCUGCAUGGAUCGAGCCUUAGACUUGGCCCCCGCCUGCCACCGCUUCAAAAUCCUCAAAGCAGAAUGUCUGGCGCUUCUUGGCCGCUACCCCGAUGCCCAGUCUGUUGCUAGCGACAUCUUACGGAUGGACUCUACGAACGCCGAUGCUCUGUACGUGCGCGGUCUGUGCUUAUACUAUGAAGACUGUAUCGAGAAGGCCGUACAGUUCUUUGUGCAGGCUUUAAAAAUGUUUCCAGAUCACCAGAAAGCGCGACUAGCCUGCAGGAAUGCGAAGGCCUUAAAAGCCAAGAAGGAAGAAGGCAACCAGAUGUUCAAAGAAGGAAACUAUGAAAUGGCCUAUAGACUUUAUUCCGAAGCACUUAGCAUAGACCCCAAUAAUAUCAAAACAAACGCCAAAUUAUACUGUAACCGCGGCACUGUCAAUGCAAAGCUUAAGAAACUGGAUGAGGCCAUAGAGGAUUGUUCGAACGCAAUAAAACUGGACGAAACGUACAUCAAGGCCUAUUUACGGAGAGCGCAAUGUUAUACAGACACCGAACAGUAUGAAGAAGCGGUCCGAGACUACGAGAAGGUAUAUCAGACAGAAAAUACAAAAGAACACAAGCAAUUCCUCAAGAAUGCACAACUGGAAUUAAAGAAGAGUAAGAGGAAAGAUUACUAUAAAAUCCUGGGGGUAGACAAGAGCGCGUCAGAAGAUGAGAUCAAGAAGGCGUACAGAAAGAGAGCGCUAAUGCAUCAUCCAGACAGACACAGUGCAGCAACCACAGAAGUUCAGAAGGAGGAGGAGAAAAAGUUUAAAGAAGUCGGCGAGGCCUUUACUAUCUUGUCCGAUCCGAAGAAGAAAGCGCGAUACGACAGCGGGCAGGACCUGGAGGAAGACGAAAUGAAUAUGGGAGAUUUCGAUGCCAACAACAUAUUUAAGGCGUUCUUUAGUAGUCCUGGAGGCUUCAGCUUUGAAGCAUCCGGUCCCGGAAACUUCUUUUUCCAGUUUGGUUAACAAGCGGACUUCCCCCGAACCUCUCGCCCCUACCCCUCCAAUUCUGCAUACCCCCCGUCCCUCCCUUCUCCAUUCAAGUGUUUUAAACCUGGAAUAAGGACAUUUAUUUAAUCCAACUUCUCCGCAUCGGCAGCAUCAACAUCCUCAUGUCUCUGUUUAUUAGAGAAGUGUAUAUUUUUUUGUUUUGUUUUUUUAAACUAUUAUUAUUUUGACUCCAUCUCAGUUUAUAUACCUCUCUGUGUGCUCCCGUGUGGAGGAAAUUGUGAGCGAGGCAUAACGGCGAAAAUAUCAAAUAAAAAAAAAAUGACUGCCUGAUUACCCGAGUAUAACUGUGUCACACAGUCGCAGCAU
Messenger RNA from Hyla sarda, 1970 nucleotides. It is a transcript of the gene DNAJC7, whose product is annotated as DnaJ heat shock protein family (Hsp40) member C7. The record is from RefSeq and is a predicted model, not a curated record. NCBI's taxonomy places the organism in Eukaryota, Metazoa, Chordata, Amphibia, Anura, Hylidae. The transcript is spliced from 14 exons. Bases 138 to 1619 code for a protein of 493 amino acids. Gene Ontology annotation, molecular function: protein binding.